AUGGGUCUCGUCGAUUACGGAAGCGACAGUGAUGAUGGGCAGGAAGUGCAGCAGCAACCCGCUGCUAAACCUUCAGGUCUCGCAUCUAUGCUUCCUCCACCGAAGAAAGCAUCACGCUUGGGAUCGAUGUUACCGCCUCCAAAGAAGGGCGGACCGAGGAAAAUCAUGGUAAAUCUGCCAGAAUUAUCAAAAGAAGGCAUCGAAGACAUCGGAGAGCCGAACCAAAAGAAGCCGAGGAUUGGCGGGGGUGCCUCGGGAUUGUCCGCCCUGUUGCCUGCACCGAAGCGGGCUCCAGCGGCACCGGCACCGGCUCCGCCGUCGGAAGAUUCUUCCUCCACAGAGGAGUCAACGAAUAUUGGACAAGCCAAACGAUCGACAUUCCUUAGCACAACCAUGCCUGCACUUGCUCCGAGGCAGAUCAAGUCUGGCUACGCCACACCCAAACCCAAGCCAAAAGCACCCGCCCCGAGCGUGCCUCUAUUCUCCCUUCCUACUCUGCCUACGGAGGACAGAAAUACCGGUACAUUUGACGCGUCAAGCUACAAGCCUAUCAUAGCGACCACACCUCUCCCUAAGCCCAGUCUUGCGCCGACGGCUUCUCCCCCUCUGGCCGAUACCACACCGGCGCCUGCACUAGUUGACUCGAACGACAUGUACGCCCCAAAUGCAUUAAAUGGUCUGUACCCAAAUCAGGUUGCCGCUGCGUACACCAAUUACAACCCACAAGCCGGUGGUCACGCACAAAUGGCCUCCCAACUCGGCGUUGACGAAGCAGUCCUCGAAAAAUAUGAAGGACGCCGACGCAAAGGCCAAAAGCCGAUCACAGCAAACAUCAUCGACUACAACGUCGAAGAGCAAUAUAACCUUAACGAAGAACUGCUGCGCACUGGACAAUUACAACCGCAGACCCAACCUGUCAGGGCUAUUGCACCUGGAAGGCAUCAGUUGUCGUCUUUGGUAAAUGCUGCGCAUAGUCAGAAGGAGAGUUUGGAGGAAAAUUUUGCACAGGGGCGGAAGAAUAAGAGUGAAGGAGGGCAGAAGUAUGGGUGGUGA
This is a messenger RNA of Saitoella complicata NRRL Y-17804, 1053 nucleotides long. RefSeq lists its product as uncharacterized. Gene Ontology annotation, cellular component: nucleus. Bases 1 to 1053 code for a protein of 350 amino acids. The transcript has a single exon. The record is from RefSeq and is a predicted model, not a curated record. NCBI's taxonomy places the organism in Eukaryota, Fungi, Ascomycota, Saitoellomycetes, Saitoellales, Saitoellaceae.